Molecule: messenger RNA, 1579 nt
Organism: Etheostoma spectabile (orangethroat darter)
Lineage: Eukaryota; Metazoa; Chordata; Actinopteri; Perciformes; Percidae
Gene: rnf212
Product: ring finger protein 212
Exons: 15
Coding region: 120-1343 (407 amino acids)
Biological process (GO): homologous chromosome pairing at meiosis; reciprocal meiotic recombination; protein sumoylation
Cellular component (GO): synaptonemal complex
Molecular function (GO): SUMO transferase activity
Source: RefSeq, a predicted model, not a curated record
AAUGAAAAUUACCUCAAUCCUGACCUAGAGUUUGCAGAUCUACAAAAAACAAGUGGAACUACAGGCCAACAUUUGGACGUCACAUGUAUUGUAAUUUAAUAUCUCAUUGUUAACUGAAAAUGGGUUUGCGAGGCAUUGGCUUUCUUCUGCAGUGUUACCUGAUGUUGGCAGCAGCCAUGUAUUUUGAUCUCGGAGAGCAGGAGGAAAAAUGCAUCAUCGAGGAGAUUCCUGAAGACAUGCUAGUCACCGGUUAUUUCUUGUUGGAGCCUUGGGAUUUGAAGGCGUAUUCCCACUACCCUCAACUCGGCGUCACUGUGACAGUCAGAGACCCAAACCAUGAGGUUCUGAUGUCCAAACGCUAUGGUAAAUUUAGUAAAUUCACCUUCACAGCUCACGCCUCUGGUCAGCACUACCUUUGCUUCCAAACCAACUCCACAAGGUUUGCUGUCUUUGCUGGAGAGAAGCUGGUGAGACCUUAUCUUCUUGCAGGUCUUCAAAUGGCUUACUGGAUCUGUUGCAACUCCUGCUUCCUCUCUCCCAGUGCUGAAAGGAAACUAGCUGUCACAACCUGUGGCCAUAUCAUCUGUAAUACCUGUUAUCAGAAAGGCAAACCAGGUCAGUGUUUAAUAUGCAACACCAAAUGCCAAGUAUCACCUCUCACUGACAGAAGCAGCUCAGAGGUGAAGGCCCUGUUCUCCGACAUCAAUGUUGUGGCAACCAAACACUUCACGGAAAUCAGCAAAGUUGUAAUGUUCCAGGCAAGACAUCAAAAGAGACUGUUGACCUACUACCAGCAAAGGAAUGAGAAACUAGAAGAUGUAUUAGUCAAUAUGAAGAAAGAAAUGCAGCAGAUGGCAAAGAAGCUGAAUGAACAGAGUGCCUACAUCGCUAAGCUGGAAAACUCUUUUCAGCAUCAGAGUGCCAAAGUUUCAUCAGGGCCUCAGAUGAGCCAUAGUUCCCAUACUCCACUUGGACAUAAAUCAGUCCUACAGAUCCAAUAUACCUCCCCCAUGUCCCUCUCAAGACACUCCUCAACAACUAAUGUCACUGAAAACAUGGACCUAGAUGAAAGAAGUCUGUUCAGGAAACCGAACAAUGUCCCCAGACUGUCGUUGAUCAGUCCUCCGCAAGAUGGACGGAUGGGCACCAUCCCUCACAGGUCGUCCAAUCAGAACAUGAUGACGAACCAUUCUGCACGCUCUGCCUCAGUCAGUCGUUUUCAAGGAUCUCCAGUGACCCCAGAUAUGUCAUACAACCAGAGUUCUGGAUGGAAGUCUCCCAUCUUCAAACCUCUCACUUCCUUCAGACACUCCAUGUCCUCCCUGGUCGGCCCUCCUCCUUAACAAACACACACAUAAACUGACAGGAAGCCUUUAGAGGAAAUACACCUGGCCACUGACUGACUAACUAUAUCUUUCACAACUUAAAAUGAGUCACCAAAGAGGUUGUGUAAUGUGUUUUAACGACCCUGGAUUCACAAAUGAAAUUUAUUCGGCUUGUAUUGUGCUGUACAUUGAUGACUAAACUCUCUGUGUUGUUGAAUUGUCUCACAAUGAAUUAAAGGGAUGAAAUGAUGACA